AUGUCUUCUAGCGGCGAAACGAAAGGGCUCGUGUUAGAAAACACAGCCCGCAGAGAUGCUUUGAUUGCAAUCGAGAAAAAAUACCAAAAACUGUGGGCUGAGGAGCACUUAUUUGAGAUUGAUGCGCCCUCGCUCGAGGAAGAAAACGCCAGCAUCGACUCCGAAGAACUACAUGAGAAAUAUCCGAAAUUUAUGUCUUCAAUGGCUUAUCCUUACAUGAAUGGUGUUCUGCAUGCUGGACAUUGUUUCACGUUGUCGAAAGUUGAAUUUUCCGUUGGUUUUGAGAGAAUGAAUGGUAAAAGAGCGCUUUUUCCUCUAGCUUUCCACUGUACCGGUAUGCCAAUUUUGGCUUGUGCGGACAAGUUAAAGAGAGAGGUGGAACUUUUUGGCGCUGAUUUCGCUAAGGCACCUGUGGACGAGGAUGAAGAACCACAGGACGAAGUCAAGCAAGAAUCGGAAGAUGUCACAAAAUUCAAAGCCAAGAAAUCCAAGGCUGCUGCGAAAAAAGGGCGUGGUAAGUUCCAAUUCGAAAUUAUGUUGCAGUUGGGCAUCGCUAGAGAGGAAAUCGUCAAGUUCGCCGAUCCUUACUAUUGGUUGACUUACUUCCCACCUCUGUGCGAGGAAGAUUGUACCUCUUUUGGAGCCCGUAUUGACUGGAGACGUUCUUUUAUUACCACCGAUAUGAAUCCUUACUAUGAUUCCUUCAUCAGGUGGCAAAUGGAAAAACUGAAGAGCGCUGGUAAAAUCAAGUUUGGCGAGCGUUAUACCAUCUACUCGGAAAAAGAUGGCCAACCUUGCAUGGACCACGACAGACAGUCGGGAGAAGGUGUCACCCCACAAGAAUACGUUGGUAUCAAAAUAGAAGCUACGGAGCUUGCUCCCGCCGCCAAGGAAAUAGUUGAUUCGUGCGAAGCCUUGGACAAGAACAAAAAACUAUUUUUUGUGGCUGCUACUCUCAGACCAGAAACCAUGUAUGGUCAAACUUGUUGUUUCGUUUCACCUAAGAUUGAUUACGGUAUCUUUGACGCUGGUGACUGUUAUUACAUCACGACCGAGAGAGCUUUCAAAAACAUGUGCUAUCAGAAGUUGACUCCAAAGAGAGGCGUUUACACGCCAAUUGCAACUGUCAACGGGAGAGCCCUCAUUGGUAGUAAGAUUCAUGCCCCCCUUACUCCCUACAAGGAUUUGAGGAUUCUUCCUAUGGAGACUGUCAUUGCUACUAAAGGCACCGGUGUGGUCACAUGUGUUCCUUCGAAUUCUCCAGAUGAUUUCAUUACUCUCAACGAUUUGAGAAACAAGCCUGAGUAUUAUGGUAUUAACCCUGAAUGGGUCAAAUAUGACCCCGUCCCAAUCAUUAGAACCGAAAAGUAUGGUGAUUUGAUCGCACAGGCGAUUUGCGAGGAAAAGAAAAUCAGAUCUCCAAAAGAGGCUGUUCUGCUAGCCGAUGCCAAGAAGGCUGCCUACAAGGAAGAUUAUUACAGUGGUACAAUGAUUUACGGUAAAUACAAGGGCGAGAAAGUUGAAGUUGCUAAGGCCAAAGUGAAGAAGGACCUAGUUGAAGCCGGAGAAGCUUUUGUCUACAACGAGCCUGAAGGGCUCGUUAUGUCUCGUUCUGGGGAUGAAUGUAUCGUUUCUCUUGAAGAUCAAUGGUACGUGGAUUACGGUGAAGAAUCCUGGAAGGAACAAGCUCUCGAGUGUUUGAACCAAAUGGAGGUUUUUGCUCCUGAAGUUAGAAAUGCAUUCGAGGGUACUUUAGACUGGUUGAAGAACUGGGCUGUGUGUCGUACCUACGGUUUGGGAACCAGACUUCCAUGGGACGAGAAGUAUUUGGUGGAAUCUCUAUCUGACUCGACUAUUUAUCAAGCAUUUUACACCAUUGCUCACCUCUUGUUUAAGGACUACUACGGUAACGAGAUCGGGCCUUUGGGCAUUAAGCCUGAACAAAUGACACCUCAGGUAUUUGAUUACAUUUUUCAGCACGCGGAUAAAAUCGACUCUGACAUUCCUUUGAAAUCUUUGCAAAGGCUGAGAAGAGAGUUUGAGUACUUUUACCCAUUGGACGUUUCCAUUUCAGGCAAGGAUUUGAUUCCAAAUCACUUGACCUUUUUCAUUUAUACACACGUCGCAUUGUUUCCAAAGAAGUUCUGGCCUAAAGGUGUGAGAGCGAACGGCCAUUUGAUGCUAAACAAUGCCAAAAUGUCGAAAUCGACAGGUAAUUUUAUGACACUCAAGCAAAUGGUUGAGAAGUUUGGUGCUGAUGCUUGUCGUAUUGCGCUUGCUGAUGCGGGUGAUUCCGUGGAGGAUGCCAAUAUGGACGAAGCUAAUGCCAACGCAGCCAUUUUGAGAUUGUUCAUUCUGAAGGAAUGGUUCGAAGAGGUUCUGAAGUCCAUUGACAAUUUCCGUACCGGUGAGAUCAAGGACUUCUUCGACGUGUCUUUUGACAACGAAAUGAACUCUUUGAUCGAGGAAACCUACAAGCAGUAUAGUUUAACGAACUACAAGAGCGCCCUUAAGUAUGGCCUGUUUGAUUUUCAAACAGCCAGAGAUUACUACCGUGAGACAACUCAAGUUAUGCACAAAGAUUUGGUUCUUCGCUAUAUUGAAUUCCAGGUCUUGGCCCUGACUCCAAUCGCUCCUCACUUUGCUGACUACGUGUGGCGGGAAGUUUUGAAGAAGACAUCCUCAAUUCAGCUUGCCAAGUUUCCUCGCGCCAGUAAGCCAGUCGACAGAAGCGCUUUGGCCGCCCUUGAGUACUUGAGAGAUCUACAAAAGAGUAUUCGUGAAGCUGAGGGUCAGGCGUUGAAGAAAAAGAAGGGUAAGGGAGCCGAUGUAGAUGCUUCUAAGCCUGCCAAGCUAACAAUUUUAAUUUCCGAAUCCUACCCUGACUGGCAGUCUAAGUACAUCGAGUUGGUGCGGGAACUUUUCGAGCAGCAGACGUUGGCUGACAACAGAAAGAUCAAAGAGUUUGUCGAACCAAAAGAUAUGAAGCGUGCCAUGCCCUUCAUUUCUAUGUUGAAACAGCGUCUAGCGACUGAACCAGCAGAUGUGGUCUUCAACAGAGAGCUUGUGUUUGACGAAGUCGCUACUGUGAAAGCAACUACCGAGACUUUGAAGAAGUGUUGCCAGAUAGUGAAAUGUGAGGAGUUUCAAUUUUUGUCCUUCCCUCAUGGCUCUAAGGUCGGGAAGGAUAUCCAUACCGGAGAAGAGGUCGAGUUGGUUGCUCCAGCAAAAGUCAUAGAGAACGCUGUCCCUGGCUCACCUAGUAUAGUUAUUUCCAACCUUUGA
This is a messenger RNA of Lachancea mirantina, 3285 nucleotides long. The record is from the annotation of a GenBank genome assembly. NCBI's taxonomy places the organism in Eukaryota, Fungi, Ascomycota, Saccharomycetes, Saccharomycetales, Saccharomycetaceae.